AUGGAUGUGUCUUGUGUUUACACGAGUAAAAGAGUUGACUCAGAAGUGACAUAUGAUCGAGAGUUUGUGUUGCGAUUCCUUUGGUGGAAGAUCAGAUCAUGGGAGUUUGGUGCGGAUGUUCAUCCAACCUUGGCCCCAACGAAAACACCGGUUUGGCUGCGAUUGCAGUCACUUUAUGGCUCAUACCGCAUUGCCGAUGAACCAACUAUGGUUACCGAAGCGGCGCAUGUCGCAUUCGUGUUUUUAUGGCUUCAGGUCUACGCAUCGCCUGACUGCAGCUGGUCCGGUCUACCCGACAAGGGCGCUGGACUAGUACAGAGGGAUAUAAGGAGGCAGCAAAUAAUCGCGCCCCUCGCAUGUGAGCAGCUUUCACUGCAGAACUGCAACGAAAACAGCAUUUGUGGUUGGAACAAAGAAUUGGAGCGCUGCCAACCCUAUAUUGCAUGGUUUCAUGUGAUGAAGUGUGGUUCAACGUUUGGAGCUACGCUCGCGCACUUUGCAAACUCUUCGUUGCCCAAGCUGGCGCACAUGCCAUCUUGCGGAAGUCUGGUUGACGAGGCAGAGGAUCCCUGUCCGGGUGGAAGCCAAGGGCCUUAUGAGUUUUUCGUGACAAAGUAUCCCAAAGAUGUUUGGUUCCGCGAUGUAUUUUGGUCCAAUUCCAAUGAUCCUGACCCUGGGAACCAUCGGGCCAUACCAGAUGCUGCUUAUGAGAUAUGGAAAGGUCAUUUUGUGGGGCUUUUUCGGCAACCGGAGGUCCGCGUGGCCUCUGCAUUCAAUCACUUUUGCGAGCCCCUCAUAGCUUCAGCCGAACACGAACGCAUCAACAUGACACACGCUGUCCACCAGUUCGGUCAGUUUGCUCAAGGUACUGUGACGAAGAUGCUUGGUGGAGAUUAUGGUUUCUUUGGCAAUGAUCCAGUACGUUGUGAAUUUCGGUUUGCUGACUAUUAUAAAACCGAUCGUGAAUGCCAUAGUGCGGCAUGCAGGAACUGCAUGCAAAGUGCUACUGAAAAAGACGUGGAAAAGGCUAUUCAAAGGCUGCAGGGCUUCGCGUUUGUGGGCCUCACCGACCAUUUCGACCUCUCUGUGUGCCUUUUUCAUGCCAUGUUCGGCGGAGAAUGUCUUCCAGUGGAGUUUGUCAACAUGCGCAAGAGCAUCUAUUCCAAGGAUUUCACCAAAUACCUCAACGGAUACGAGGAUCCUUUCGAUGCUCGUGUUUUCCAAGAGGCGUCCAACAUUUUUUGGUCAAAUGUGCAGCGCUACAAUGUGAAUGCAGAGACCUGCCAAAGGAUAUGUCUUAACAGCAACGCCACCUUCCAAAGAGCUCAGCCGAACUGAGUGGGAACGAUUCAUACUUCGAGCUCUUGAAGAAAAAGUUGCUGUGCUUCUGGGAGUGAGCUAGAGAACGCCAAGGACGAUAGACAUUGGUUCAGAGUGAGGGUCUAUGUGUGCUUCUUUGAUCUUCUCUGCAUGUUUCUUUCUUGAAGGCUCCAGACAUGUUUGCUUGCGACUCGAUUAAGUCGCACUCUGUAAGUUUUGACUUGG
Messenger RNA from Durusdinium trenchii, 1545 nucleotides. The record is from the annotation of a GenBank genome assembly. NCBI's taxonomy places the organism in Eukaryota, Dinophyceae, Suessiales, Symbiodiniaceae.